AUGGGAAUACCUGUUAGGCAGUUCGUCUAUACAUGUAUUCUUGGUUAUAGGCAUUUGAAGCAUGGAAAUGAUGUUGGCUCCACUGUUUGAGAUUUGUUGGCCUAAACCUUCUGAAUUAUUUGGAAAGUAUACAUGGAAGAUAGAGAAAUUUUCACAGAUUAACAGAAGAGAACUUCGUAGUAAUGCUUUUGAGGUUGGAGGCUACAAAUGGUACAUUUUAAUUUAUCCCCAAGGUUGUGAUGUUUGCAAUCAUCUAUCUUUGUUUCUCUGUGUUGCUAAUAAUGACAAACUUCUUCCAGGUUGGAGUCACUUUGCACAGUUUACAAUAGCUGUGGUUAAUAAGGAUCCAAAGAAAUCAAAAUAUUCAGAUACUUUACAUCGGUUCUGGAAGAAAGAGCAUGACUGGGGAUGGAAAAAGUUUAUGGAAUUAUCAAAAGUGUGUGAUGGGUUUAUAGAUUCUGAUACUCUAAUUAUAAAAGCUCAGGUUCAGGUCUUAAGCUUCUGUGCUUUCUGGUUAGGAAUUGAUCAAAAUGCCAGGCGCCGUAUGUCCAGGGAGAAAACAGACAUGAUUCUGAAAGUAGUUGUAAAACACUUUUUUAUAGAGAAGGAAGUAACAUCUACUUUGGUGAUGGAUUCCCUUUAUAGUGGGUUGAAAGCCCUUGAAGGGCAGAGUAAGUGCAAAAAAGGCAAGUCAAAAUCAUUGGAAACAGAAGAAAUGCCGGCUCCCAUUGUUCAUGUGGAGAAAGAUAUGUUUGUCCUGGUGGAUGAUGUGCUAGUUCUUCUAGAGAGGGCUGCCUUGGAACCAUUGCCUCCAAAAGAGGAGAAGGGUCCUCAGAACCGUACAAAGGAUGGGAAUUCUGGGGAGGAUUUCAACAAGGAUUCUAUUGAGCGCGAUGAAAGGCGUCUUACAGAAUUGGGUCGCAGGACAGUGGAAAUAUUUGUCCUUGCCCAUAUUUUCAGCAACAAGAUAGAAGUUGCUUACCAGGAAGCUGUUGCUUUGAAGAGGCAAGAAGAGCUAAUCCGUGAAGAAGAAGCUGCAUGGCUGGCUGAAAGCGGACAGAAGGGUAAACGUGGAGCAUUAGAGAAGGAGAAGAAAUCAAAGAAAAAACAGGCCAAACAAAAACGGAAUAAUCGUAAGGGCAAGGAAAAAGGGAGGGAGGAGACGGCCAGUGUGGCAAUAAAUGAUAAGCAUGGAGAAGAAAACCUAGUUGAUGAAAAGGAAUCGGGAAUUGAUGAGAUGCAUCAUUUGCCUGAAAAGUCUGAUGUCAUGGAAGACGAUUCUGAUGUCUCAGAUUCAGUGGAUGGUGUUCCUGAAGUACUUCAGCCUGACUCUGAAGACAGAGAUGCCAGUCCUGUUAAUUGGGAUACUGACACAUCUGAAGUUCAUCCUCCCACAGAAGCCAGUAGUAGUGGAGUAAGUGUACAAAAUGGUGUAGCUGAUAAAAGGAGCCCAUCUGUGGGUGAUGAUAGUUCCUCAACAUGUUCUACAGACUCAGUGCCAUCGGUGGUAAUGAAUGGAACUUAUAGGGGAAACUUUUAUAACAAUCAGAAUCAAGAAUCACCUAGCAGAGGGAAGAACCAGUCUGGCAGAGCAACAUUUGAUGGAAAUGGAAGUAGUUGGACUAGUGAAAUUGAUAAUAGGCCUUCUGGGCCUGUUCAGGGGGCAGGGGAUCUUAAUGAUGCAUCCGAAAGUAGUAAGGCUGGUGAGUCUGAUUCUGAGGCUGUUGUUUCUUCAUUGCAGGGUCAGACAAAGUGGCUAGACCAGGGUGUGGUUAAGAAGGAAGGAGUUGGUUCUCAAAAGAAACAGAUUCAUAGAGACCAAGUUGAUAUGGAAAGACCUAAAGAGAAGACAACAGCUAUACCUUCAUCCCCCAGAAGCCCGCCAAGGAGUCCAUUGCCUACUGUUCCUCUCAAGGCAGAGCAUAAGAGUGCUGCCACUGUGACUCCUGUGCCAGUUAGGAAGGCAUCUUCAAAUGGCUCACAACAUACCGAUCAAGCUGUACCUCCUAGUGCUAGUAGUACUUCAUCUCAAAUGAUGGGAAUGCCAAAAUAUGAGACUCAGAAGGCUGCAAAUCCAAAGCCAACUGAAAAUCCUCUGACAUCCUCAUUGCAUGUCAUGUCAAGGUCCUCUAGUGUUCCUCUGGUACCUGGUCCUAAGGCUACAAUUCCUGCUGUUUCUAUAGUUCAAACCACUCCAUUACUUGCUCGUUCAAUCAGUGCAGCUGGACGGCUAGAUCCUGAUCCCUCACCUGCUACCCAUAGUUAUGUUCCUCAGUCAUAUAGAAAUGUGAUAAUUGGAAACCAUGUUGGUUCUGGUUCAGCUGGUUUUGCUCACCCUAACUCCUCAAGUUCAGGAGUAAAUCCAUCACCAGCAUACUCACAGCCAUCUCCCAUUGUCUCUGCAACAGUAUUUUUGUCCCAGAGCUCUGAGAGGAUAGACCAGAAUUCUGUCCAAUCAAGCUUUCCCUAUGGCAUGGUGAAACGGGAUGCCUUGCAGAAUGGACCUCAAUGGAUGGAUGGUUCUCGAGGCAGCAGAAGUAUGCACUGUGAUCCUUCUCCGUUGCUCAGUGGCAUUCAAAACCUUGACUUAUGCCAGCCUGUGCAGAGCAGUUCCCGAGAGCUGAUAUCCAGUGAGUUUCCAGCAUGUAAAUCCCAAUGUCAGACCCAGGGCGGUGCCAUGGCAGAUGAGUUCCCACACCUUGAUAUCAUCAACUACUUGCUUGAUGAGGAACAUAGAAUCGAGAAAGUGGGUAAGGAAGGAUCAGUCUUGCACCCUCUUGGCAACGGCUCACAUCCUUUGAAUCGUCACUCAUCUUUUCCAUCAGAAAUGAGCAUAUCAGGUGAGAUGGGUCCAUUAAGUGCCUCAUGCAGGUUCGAGAGGGCACGGAGUUUCCAUGGCGAUGGUUUUCAACGGGGUUAUGGCUCUCUGAGUCAUUAUGAUAUGCACACAGAGUUCUUUCCCCAAGCUAGUCCACUACCUUAUGCAAACGGCCAAAUUGAUGGAUUGAUCCCAGCACAUUGGCAAAUGCCUGGCUCUGAUCUGUCACUACUCGGCAUGAGGAGCUCAGAAAGCGACAGUUACCCUUAUCUUGGCACAGAUUACUCAAAUUUGGCAUGCGGUGUCAAUGGCUAUACAUUAUUUCGACCAUCAAAUGGACACUGACGGAGUUUGCCCACAAAGCAGAGGAAUGCUUUAUCCGUUGUAAUAAUAUGUUGGAGGAAUUGGAGCAAUGUGUUGGCUCUUAGAUUUGGGGUGAGUUUGUAAUCUUUUCCAAAAGAAAACAUUUUGUAAAAAGUGUUUCUUCAGCCUUUGCAUUUUGUAUCAGAAAUGCGACCCUUUUUUUUUUCCUCCUUUUUAAGUAAUCAAAGUUGGAUAAUUCA
Molecule: messenger RNA, 3381 nt
Organism: Rubroshorea leprosula
Lineage: Eukaryota; Viridiplantae; Streptophyta; Magnoliopsida; Malvales; Dipterocarpaceae
Source: the annotation of a GenBank genome assembly